AUGCAUAGUUGUAAUACGAUAAACAAUACGUAUACUAACAGCUCCAAACAACAAGUGUUCUUUUAUGAAAUUGCAAAACGUAAACGUAUAGCAUUGAUUGCACAUGACAAUAAAAAACCUGAGAUAUUAACAUGGGCUAAAAAUCAUCGAAAACAGCUAAUAAAACAUGAUUUAUAUGCUACAUCUGGCACUGGUACAUUACUAUCAACCGAAUUGGAUCUAAAAAUUACUAAAUUUAACGGUGGUCCAUUCGGUGGAGAUCUACAAGUAGGUGCAAAAAUAGCAGACCAUUUGAUGGAUAUGGUAAUAUUUAUAAUCGAUCCAUUCACCCCACAACCACAUGAUGUUGAUAUUAAAGCAUUGCAACGUAUAACAAUGGCGUGGAACAUCCCAGCAGCCUUUGAUGUAGCGACAGCUGAUUUCAUUUUUUCAUCACCAUAUAUGGAACGUAAAUAUACAAGAAAAGUUAUCUUACCUAUUUUGUAG
Molecule: messenger RNA, 486 nt
Organism: Didymodactylos carnosus
Lineage: Eukaryota; Metazoa; Rotifera; Eurotatoria; Philodinida; Philodinidae
Source: the annotation of a GenBank genome assembly